CGCGGCUGACAGAGCCUGCGAUACGCCCGCACUGUGCUGGACGGGGAUUUGCGCUUUGAAAACGGCCUCGUUCUAGCUGACGGUGGUAUUGGUGGCAUUGCUGUAGCGGUGAGGACGAGGUCUGAGUGGCAGCGCAUGCACUACCAGCGGAAAGAACGGUUGCGAAUGCAGUAAAUGAUGGGAUAAAUACGGAACGGUUGAGGAUGCCUUGCCGCAGGGAAGAAGAUGCGGCCGUCACGCGUGUCGCAGGGAAGAAUGCGGAUCUCUUGGAAUCCAGUGACCGCGAGAGAGGUGUAUGAUUUAACCCGAAGUGCAGGUGGCGCGAAUUGCAGAAGAAAUGAUCAAGAAACCGACGCAGUUUUCAGUGCUUCACGCUGGAGAUAAACCGCGAAGUGCGGGAAGAAACGAAAGUGCAGUGGCUCCGUCGCGUGACAGCAAGGUAUCUGGAGGUCGGAAUCUGAUUCGCACCAAACGAAUGCUAAUAUGAAAUGUGCACAGUUGCAACUAAAAGAUCAUGUGCAAAUGCACCAUUCCGGAUCAGAAAUUUUCGAUCUCAGCAAGUCAACCUGCAGCGUCCCACCGAGCGACAGUGAAGCCACGCGUUUACCACGGUGUCCAGCAGUUUCCGGCCACACUGGUAUCGGUGCCGUGCCUUAUAGUGGAGGAAGCAGGAGUUCACGUCGCGGGAUAGAGUUUGGAACAUGUUCUGAUGCAAGCAUUGCUUUGCGAAGGACGACAGGAGAGCAAAAGAUGGUCAGCGGCAGCAAUCCCCUCUCACAAAGACGGCACGGUACCGGGUGUGGAGGAAGAGGACAUUUGUUCGGAAUUUGUAUUGCAGGGAACGGGAGGAAACGGAACUGCCAGCUCCAGCCCACCUGCGCUUCGUUUUACUGAAGAGGACCGCACGGAAUUGAUUGCACAUGCAGGUAAGCUGCAAGACGGACUAGCAGAUGCCUGGGGAACGUGUGAAAAUCAUCCAUCCCUUCUCGACGAAGUAGAACUUCUGUGUGGAAAAUUGGAAGGAGCGGAUAGGUUUGGACUACGGAUUUCAACUCCUCUUGCGCUGUGUAGGAGUUUCGUCGCGACCAGUUUGUCAUGCACAACCGCAACCUACUCCUGCAAAUAACAUCGUGUAGCGGCGAUGGCAAGAAGGCGAUGUAGUGCAGUUUUCGUAUUGGGAGAACGAAUAUUACUCGCGUUUCUGAAUCGAGAAGCGGCCGCGAGGGAGGAGGCAGCGGGAAGCGAGCAGAGAUGCUGAUACCGGUAUUUGAGACGACGGGGUCAACCGCGGCACGGCC
This is a messenger RNA of Amoebophrya sp. A120, 1298 nucleotides long. The record is from the annotation of a GenBank genome assembly. NCBI's taxonomy places the organism in Eukaryota, Dinophyceae, Syndiniales, Amoebophryaceae.